AUGAGCUUUAAAAAAAAAACCCCAUUAAUCCCCCCAUUUAAAGCAAAAAAAAACGAAUUAAAUGAAAAAAGAUCAAAUUUUCUUAAAACAUCUUUUAUAAAUAAAGAAAAGGAAGAAGAAAUUUCAGAAGAUAAUGAAGAUCAAGAAAUAUUAUCAGAAAAAGAUUUAUCAGGUGGAGAGUCUUCGAAAGAAAUUUUAUUAUCUGAAAUAGAAUCUCUUGAAGAUUUAGAUGCACCAAUUUACCAAAAACUCACAAUAAAUAAUAAGGAAGCAUUGAAUGCAGCACUUUCAUCAAUUGAGAUACCAAAAACACGAUUUACCGAUCAUCAGAUAGUGACCUCAAAAAAACCUAUAGAGAUCAAAGAUAUUCACGAUGAUUUUGCAAGGGAAUUGGCAUUUUAUAAACAAGGAAUUGAAGCAGCUACUUGGGGACGUCAUGCCAUUCUUAGUGAAGGAGCACCUUUUUCUCGUCCUUUAGAUUAUUUUGCGGAAAUGUUGAAAUCAGAUGAACACAUGCAAAAGAUUAAAGAUAAACUGGUUCAAAAAGAAACUGAAAAAAAAGCAAUAGAAUCAUCCAAGAAACAACGUGAGUUAAAAAAAAUAGGGAAAAUGGUUCAAAUAGCUAAAAUUCAAAAACGCCAACAAGAGAAAAAAGAGGCACUGGAUAAAAUAAAAAAUCUAAAAAGAAAAAAAAGAGGAAACGAAGAACUUACAAUAGAUGACGAUUUUGAUGUUGCAUUAGAAAAGGCAAAUACUUCUCAAAAACAAAAGACGGCUAAACGGCAAAAAAAAGAUGAAAAAUAUGGUUAUGGGGGUAAAAAAAAAUAUAAAAAGUCAAAUGAUGCAAAAAGUACAAAUGACAUGUUUGAAUUUUCUGUUGAAAAAAUGAAACAACCGUUUAAAGACAAAUUACCAAAAAAGAAAGCUAAAAGAAGGCUAUGA
Messenger RNA from Pneumocystis jirovecii RU7, 942 nucleotides. RefSeq lists its product as uncharacterized. Bases 1 to 942 code for a protein of 313 amino acids. The transcript is spliced from 3 exons. The record is from RefSeq and is a predicted model, not a curated record. NCBI's taxonomy places the organism in Eukaryota, Fungi, Ascomycota, Pneumocystomycetes, Pneumocystales, Pneumocystaceae. Gene Ontology annotation, biological process: rRNA processing; ribosomal large subunit biogenesis. Gene Ontology annotation, cellular component: nuclear periphery; nucleolus; preribosome, large subunit precursor.